Gadus chalcogrammus (walleye pollock) is the source of this 1714-nucleotide messenger RNA. RefSeq lists its product as uncharacterized. The record is from RefSeq and is a predicted model, not a curated record. NCBI's taxonomy places the organism in Eukaryota, Metazoa, Chordata, Actinopteri, Gadiformes, Gadidae. The transcript is spliced from 2 exons. Bases 488 to 1621 code for a protein of 377 amino acids.
CAAGACUAUAGCCUUCACUUGUUCGUAGAGAAUUUUAUUGAAUAAAUGUUAGCCAUGAGCUAGCUGUAGUUAUAAAGUAACCUAGGCAACACAAUCGUGACUUUCAUUUUAUCCCGGUGUUGUUCCGAAUAUGGAUAUAGCAGUGUUUAUAUCAUAUCGUCACAAGAUGAGCAACGUUACACGAUAAUGAACUACGAGGGGACUAAAAUACGUAAUGGCACAGACGAAAUAAGCGAAAGCGCGUUCACGCGGAGAUUGGGUGCUAUUUGACGGGUAUUACAUUUUCGGCACAACACCUGUAUGGGCUAUAACCAAACCUACCAUCCUUUUCUGACAAUAUUUUAUUGUUGGAAUUUAUAUGUUGUCAGGAUCCUGUACAAGUCUUUAAAACAUUAUCUAACCUAUUAUUUUGUGCGAUUUCAUAUUUCAUGCAGUGCCAGUUAACAGAAGGAGAGUAGCGUGUCUACUUCUCCUUGAACAGCAGAGGAUGAGGAGAAGUCGCUAUUGGGUACAUCCCAUAAAUCAGAGGAGGAGAGAACAAGGGGAUUUUCAUCACCUUGUAGCGGAGUUGCGGCUGGACAGCCAACGCCACCAUCAAUACUUUCGAAUGAGUGUAGUGCAAAUGGAAGAGCUUCUGUCCACAAUCGGUCCUGAACUGACCAGGCAGUCAACAAAUUACAGAGCUGCCAUUGAGCCCAAACAGCGACUGGCUGUUGGACUGAGGUACCUUGCUUCUGGCGACUCGCUGAUCAGCCUGGCAUUCAGCUACAGAUUAGGGCACACAACUGUGGCCAACUCUGUACAUAUGGUGUGUGCUGCAAUUGUCAAAGUGAUGAUGGAUCAAUUUCUGCCCAGGUCAACACAACAAAUGUGGGAAGAGGUUGCAGAGGGCUAUUGGAGGAAAACACAAUUUCCUAACUGCAUCGGGGCAAUUGACGGGAAACACGUCACAAUUCAAGCACCACCACUCUCUGGUAGUCAGUAUUUCAAUUAUAAGAAAUAUUUUUCAAUAGUACUCUUUGCACUAGUGGAUGCCUACUGCCGGUUUAGGGUGAUUCAAGUGGGGGAUUUUGGACGCACAAGUGAUGGUGGGGUAUAUGCCAAUUCCGAUUUAGGAAGGGGAAUGGAAAGCAAAACACUUCAUGUGCCACCUAGUGUCUCUCUGCCUGGAUCGGCUCAGUUGGGCGAUGUACCAUUCGUCAUGGUUGGUGACGCAGCAUUCCCACUGAAGCCAUACCUCAUGAGACCCUACCCUGGGCAGAAUUUGACCCAUCCCAAGAAAAUUUACAAUUAUAGACUGUCCAGGGCUAGGAGGACGGUGGAGAACGCUUUUGGCAUCCUGGAUGCCAGAUGGCGGAUAUUCCACCGUAAAAUCAACUUGCACCCAAAAAAGGUUGACAAUGUAGUGAUUGCUGCUUGCAUCCUGCAUAACUUUUUGCUGAACCCCACAGACAAUCAGAGGUACAUCAAUGAGUCAGAGCAGCAGGGGAGAAAUAUUCCCGCAGUUCCAAACAUGGGAGGGAAAAGGGCGUCAAAAGAGGCUCACCAAGUGAGGGAGGGGUUCUGCACAUUUUUCAGUUCUCCAGAGGGCAGCGACUAUUGGCAGGACAGGAUGGUGUAAUAUCAUGUUUUUGUUUUGUUCAGCACUUUGGUCCACUGUUGUUUUUUAAAUAUUCUUUACAUAUAAAUGUACAUUUACAAUUAACAUUUAUCA